This is a messenger RNA of Leucoraja erinaceus (little skate), 2652 nucleotides long. RefSeq names its product protein SFI1 homolog. The transcript is spliced from 14 exons. Lineage: Eukaryota; Metazoa; Chordata; Chondrichthyes; Rajiformes; Rajidae. The coding region runs from base 54 to 2129 and encodes 691 amino acids. The record is from RefSeq and is a predicted model, not a curated record.
AGAGUUGCCUCCUGCAUUGGCACACAUUAUUGAAUGUAAAAUGGGGAAAGAAAAUGGCUUUGCUGCAUCUAUUCCAAUGGUGUCAUGUACAGACACAGCAACAAACUGCAGUUCUUAGUUGUCAGAGUAACGGGAAAGAUAACGACUGCAACCAAAAGGCAGAAUAUGCAACCUCAGUUCAACUGGUCAGUGUCCAGGCAACUCAUCGAGAACUACAUUCACCAGCAAUUGUUUGCUCUGAGCAGACACAUCAGCCACGAUUUCAAGACUGGAGAGAGGAGCUUCACAGACUUCAGCUGGCUAAGAUCCCAACUUGGAUCCGAUUACAGGGUAUUCUGAAACUCUGGCCUGAGGGUCCGUGUCUGCAAGGAUUUAGCAAGUACCUGCCUCUGCAGAACAGCACAAUCCCACAGGGUACGGAGGAGUCUGGCUGCAGCACACCUGAACAGAGUGAUGCAAGACCAGCAAACAGAACUGACUUGGAUAAAGCAGGAAAAUGGCUUCAGUGUAAACUGGAGGAGCGUCUGGUUAAAGAGCAUCUGAUGCUCUGGGCUGCGCGGUUGUGGCAGGUGUGCCAGGUGGAUCGGUUUCGCCGACAGUCCCUGCUGACAAGAGUAUUUCAGAGUUGGAGCAGAUGGAGGCAGACCCGCAAGACAUAUCGGGAAUUGGUUGCUGAGUUUUCUUUUGGCCAACAGUGUCAAGUCGUGCUGACUCUUUGGAAAAUACGUUUAUUACAAAAACAGGAAACUGACAGAAGGUGCAGAAAGAUGUUGCACCAGAAAAUCCAAAAGGCAAUGUCCUGUUGGCACAAGUAUACAGAGAAAAGAAAGCAGGUCCAAGGUCUCCAGGCUCGUUUCCUUUCCAUCCACGCACUGAGAAUAAAGCGUUUGAUUCUACGCACCUGGACGCAGAAAGCAGCGAGACGGGGAAAUGUGAAGAUAAUGGCAGACAAGCUGGUGCAGAGCAGGUAUAUACGGGUUUGGCACUCCGCCACACUUCAGAAAAAGAAGAUGUGGCAGAAAUCGUGGGCAUUUCAAACCACACAGAACCUGCGGGUCCUGCUGGAGUCUUUCAGUAAAUGGAGAUAUCACUUGGUGCUGCAGUGUUCCUCAGAGAAUCACAGGAAACUUAGAACAGCACAGAAAGUCAUCCGGUGCUGGAGACAGAGGGCAAUACUACACCAAGCUCUGAGACAUCGAGAUAUUGUCCUCACUCAAAUAUUGUUCAAUAGUUGGAAGGAGGCUGUCAGAUUAUCCCAGCUGUCCCAGCAAUUUGCUGGUAACAUUGGAGAGAGGCACUUGAAGCACCUGCUCCAUGCCUGGGCCAGAUUGGUGAAAGAACGAAAGGACGAGGGUGUGAGGCAGAGGAAGGUGAUGUCUGCAUCACGGCACCGGGUAGUGCAGGCUGCAUUUCAUCAGAUGGCAACAUUGUGUCUGAAGCAAAGAGAGGCUGUCAUGCACUCCCAGCAAACAUUACUCCGCAGGUGCUUUCUCACUUGGGAAGGAAACGUACAUCAGCAGAAGCAUUGGGCAUUGACUGCAUUGGCUCAAGUUUUAUUGUUGCGGCUAAACUCGACAUUUGUGAUCUGGAGAAGUCAAUUGCACUUGCAAUAUAAGAUGGCCUCAUUUGUGCAACGACAGAGUGAACGAAUCUUGCACAAAGCAUUGAUAUCCUGGUAUAUGGAGCUGCAAGCAAUCAGAUAUCGUGUCAGAUAUGUGUCGCGGAAAUUUGUGUCACGGUGGAUUCUUUUUGUACUGGCACAGAAGCAGACAGAUCGGUGGGAUGUGGAGGAAUCUCGUGCAGAGCAACACCACAGGAAUCAAUUAUGCAAACGACUGUUGAUAAACUGGUGGAACAAAACACUCCUACAGCAACUUCUGGAGAAGAAAAGAGUCGAGAAGCUGCAGGAGAUCUGGGAGCAGUGGAGGACCUUCACUGUGAGCAUGCUGGUGACCAGGGGACUGUACGAGCAGGAGCUGGAGCUGCACGCAUGGCAGUUGUGGCGGAGACGGUUCAUACAGAUGCAGGUGUCAAAGGCGUUUGCAGCUCAGGACGACAGGAUCCUGCUGUUGGAUGUUUUCACGACCUGGAUAAGAUUGGUUGUUGAAAAACAGAGAAAUACGAGAUAGUGGGUAAAUCUUAAGCUUGCCCCAAAACAAAGGCUCGGGGCUUCCCACUGACAUUGCUUCUGAAGAUGAACAGAAUGAUGCCACAAGGUUCCAACAAAACCCAAAUGUCCAGUGUCAGUCUGUUCUGGUUCACUCAGUUUCCAAUCUCGUUGGACAGGUUGAAGAUGGUGCAUUUUCAUAAGGGAAAUCGUAUUUGUAAGGGAAUUCUAACUUUGUGCUCUGCCAGUAAUUAGAUUACAAACAACUUCAGAGAUAAAAGUUGGGUUUAGUGGCCUCAAGAUCUAGCCCAACGCCUGGUUCGUGGUACUGACGACCGUAGUGAGGAGACAUCGUACAGUUAGGACACUUCUCAAAAUGUAAUCCACUUGCAAUUAUAACUUGGUGUGUUUUCUAUCCAGUCUCACCUGCAGAUUUUGUUGUGGACUUUAUCUAACUGCAUUCAUUUUUGACUUACUUUCAAUAAGUUGUACUUUGGGUAUAUUUCUUUAUAAAACCUGUUCUAAAAUAAAGUUUUAUUUCUGCA